AUGGAUCGGAUGGAUCGGUAUGGAUUGGGAUGGAUCGGUAUGGAUUGGGAUGGAUUGGGAUGGAUUGGGAUGGAUGGAUCGGGAUGGUUGGUUGGAAUCGGGUGGAAGCGAGAGCAACGACGACGACAACGACAACGACGACCACAGCAAAGGAUCGGGAUGGAUGAAUCGAGAAAAAAAUUAAACGAUGCUUCAGAUAAUCUGAUUUUUACAGACUUUUUUUACUUUUUUACAUUUUUACAUUACAUUUUACAUUUUUACAGACAGACGCGACGACGAACAUCAGGAUGGGUGGAUCGGGAUGGAUCGGGAUGGAACGGGAUGGAUCGGGAUGGGUCGGGAUGGAAGAUCGGCAUGGUUGGAUCGGGAGAAGGCGAGAGCAAGGACAAGGAUGACAACGACAAGGUCAACAAAGGAUCAGAAUGAUCGACGAUCAAGUCGACGAAGGAGGAUCGUGCCGGAAGGAUCGGGAUGAGACGACGUUGGAAAAAGGGAGUCCGAAAACACGGGAAAUGAUCUACGAUGAAAACAGGAUCAGGGCAGAAGGAUCAGGCCCGAAGGAUCGGGACGAGAGGACGAUGGAAAGAGGGAGACCGGAAACACGGAAAAUGAUCUACGAUAGAGACGACGAAGAAGGAUCGGGCCGGAAGGAUCAGGCCGGAAGGAUCGUGACGAGACGACAAUGUUCAGAGGGAGUCCGGAAACUCGGAAAAUGAUCUACGAUAAAAGCGACGACGACGAACAGGAUGGAUUGAUCGGAAUGGAUCGGAAUGGAUCGGAAUGGUUGGAUCGGGAGAAGGCGAGAACCACGGCAACGACGACGACGACGAGGACAACAAAGGACCGGAAUGAAUUAUGA
Messenger RNA from Caenorhabditis elegans, 859 nucleotides. Lineage: Eukaryota; Metazoa; Nematoda; Chromadorea; Rhabditida; Rhabditidae. The record is from the annotation of a RefSeq genome assembly.